Messenger RNA from Plasmodium falciparum 3D7, 2670 nucleotides. RefSeq lists its product as uncharacterized. NCBI's taxonomy places the organism in Eukaryota, Apicomplexa, Aconoidasida, Haemosporida, Plasmodiidae. The record is from RefSeq and is a predicted model, not a curated record.
AUGGAUCAUAAAAUAAAUAUCUUUUUAUAUAUUUGUAAAAAGGAGAGAGAUGUAAAAGCCAAAAAAGGUAUACAAAAAAAACUUAUACCUACAAUAAAUAAAUUUAAUAAAAAGAUUAUUAUAAAAUAUGUUUUAUAUGACUGUAAGAAUAAAACUUAUAUGAUAAAAAAAAAAUGGAAAGUACAUUACAUUUUAAAUAAAACCAAGAAAAAGAUUAAAAAAAAGAAAAAGGAAAAAAAAAUUAAAAAUUUAAUAUAUGAUGAAAUGAUAUAUAAUAAAAAUAAUUUUAAAAAUGUGCAUAAAGUAGAUAAUGACAAUGUUCAUCUUAGUAAUAACAAUUUAUCUUUUAAUAAAAAAGAUGGAUUCCCUAAAUCAAGUUAUAAAAUCUUGUUGCAAGCUAUUGGGAAAAAUAUUAAAAAAUUUAGAAAUAGUACUAUAAUAAAUACAGGGGUAGACACGAACAAGCAGGAAAAGAAUGUCUUCUUCUAUGGUUUCAUGUUUACAAAAUACUACAACAAAUAUAAGAGAGAAAAUGGAUUAGUCGUUGAAAAAUGCAAUUUUUUUAAAGAAGACAAAAGAAUAAAGAAAACAUGCGAGGUUCAUAAGAAAUAUCAAUAUUUUACUGAUACGUCUUAUAAGGAAUAUAAAAAUAGUGUAUAUAUAGAUGAGUGUAUGAGAAGAAAAAAAGGUUUAAUAUUUGAUAUAUAUGAUUAUAUAAUGAAAAUGGGAUAUAAAUUUAUAAAAAUAUAUCUAUCUUCCUGGUUAUACAUAAAUGAACGAAUUAUCGACUUAGGAGGGAAGAAUAAAAUAAAAGGAAAGAAAAAGCAAAUAACAAAAAAAAUAAGAAGAUAUAACAAGGUCACGUUUUGCCAUCGAUGUUUUAUCAAAAAAACGUUUGAUUAUAAAAAUCUGAGAUAUCCCCAAUGUUGUAAUAAUUUACCAUCUAAGGAGAAAAUAAGAACAAAGGAUAAUUUAAGAAAUAGUAUAAAAAGGAUAAUAAAAAAAUUUAUUAAAUAUAUUAAUAAUAAUAUAUUAUAUAAAAGAGAUAUAUUUAAUAUAUGCUUUAUUUUUCAAUAUAUGAUUUUAACAAAUGAGAAGAAAAAAGUUUUUGUCUACUUAAUUAAUUUCCCUUUUUGUAAUAUAUAUAAAGAUAAUAUAUUUAAUAAUAAUAAUAAUGAGAAAUGCUUACUAUUUUUAUUCCACAAGAGAAUUUUAAAGUAUCUAAAAUGUAUUAAUGAUUAUACAACAUUUUUAUUUCCUUUUAAUAAUUCUAAGGCUUGUCAAGAGGGUUUAAAUUUAAAAAAGAAAAUGAUAUCUUUUAUAAAGCAUAUAAAAGAAAAAUCAUUGAAAAAUUGCAAAAGAGAAAAAUGGAAGGGAACAAAAUAUAAAAAAGUUAAACUAAGGAAUAUGAAUUUCUAUGUUAAUAUGGUUAAGAAAAGAGAAGAAAGAAAGUAUAAUUAUGCAAGUGAUAAUUACAUGAAUAAAAAUAAUAUAUUAGAUGAAAAAGAAAAAAAAAAGAAUCAUAUGAUAUAUCAUAAAAAGGAUAUUAUUUUCCAUACGCAUAUGUUUGAAUUAUUCGUUCGACUUAUAUUUGAAAACUCGAGAACGUAUUUUACCAUUUUUAUAAACGAACAAACAUAUGAUAAUGAAUUAUAUAAAAGUAUAUACUACUUAAAUUUAUGUAAAAUGAUAGACACAAAAAUAUAUUUAAAAGGUAGAACAAUGAUGGUUACAAGGGUGCAGAAUAGUAUAAAGAAUACAAGUAAAAAUAGAAAAAAUAAUAAAAAUGAAAACAAUGAUAAGGAUGAUAAUAAUAAUAAUAACAAUAAUAAUAACAAUAAUAAUAACAACAAUAAUAACAAUAAUAACAAUAAUAAUAACAAUAAUAAGAAUAAUAACAUUUUAAUGUGCGAAGAACCAAAUGAUGUGAUAGACAAACUUCUAAGACAAAACGAUAUAUACAAAAAUGAAAUUCAAGAAAAAGAUAAAAUUCUAUUAAAUCUACAAAAUGAUAUACAAAAGAAAAAUAAAACAUUAGAAGAACUAGGAGAAGAAAUUCAGAAAUAUAAAAAUGACAAUUUAGAUAAUAUGAAAAUUAUACAAUCAUUAAAAUAUAAAAUAACUAGAAAAGAUAUUCAUAAGAAUGAUAAUAGUACGACCGAAGCAGGACAAAAGAAUAAUAAUUAUUUAAUAAAAUUAUAUAAUGAAAAUAAUAUUUUAAAGGAAAAACUUAAAAAAUUAAAUAGCUCUAGUAAACAGCAAGACAACUCUACAAAAUUGAUGAUAAAAAUGGAACAUAAAAAAGAAGAAGAGAAUCAAAGUAACCUAAUUAACAGCACAGAUAAAAAAGAUGAUGAUCAAAUGGGGAAAAUAAAUUUUUUUAUGAAAGCCUUUUUAGAUGCUGAACAAAAAUUAUAUAUAGCUGAUGUUGUAAUAAAUACUCAAAAGGAAAUAAUGACAAAAAUGAAAAAGGAUAGAAACAACUAUUUGGAGCACAUCAAAGCGAAAAAAAUAAUUUUUAAGAAAGAAUUGGAAAAGUCAUUAGAUUUUAUCUUUUCUUUAUGUGAAGACAUAGGAUCCAAAAAAGAAAAGAUAUGCAUCACCAAUAGGAUGAAGAAUUUACAAGAUUGCAUAUAUGAUUUUUUAAGAGAAUUUGAAGGAAGUUAUUGA